AUGUCGCACGUGUCGACCUUUGCCGCGGGCGAGCUGCCCAUCCGCGUCCUCUCUUUCAACCUCUGGGGCAUCUUUAAUUCGAAGAUGCGCGAGGCACGCAUGAAGGCCUUCGCCACGAAGAUUGAGCACUACGAUGUCAUCUUGCUACAGGAGCAGUUCUCCGCCGAGGACUUCGACCUCAUCUUCCAGCACGCCUCACCGGUGGUGCAGCGGACGUACACCUUUCGUCGGUUCUGCAGCUCCUUCUACGGCUCCGGCUGCGCCGUCAUCUCACGCUACCCCAUUUGCCAGGCCUUUUUCCACACCUUCCCCCUCCAGGGCUGCCCGGAGAUGGUCCUUCACGGCGACUUCUUUGCGAACAAGGGAGCGGCCAUGGUGCGGGUGAUGGUGCCGGUGACGAUGGAGGAUGGCAGCGCCGCUAAGGCACAGGUGACCCUCUAUACCACUCACCUUGUCGCCGUAUACGAAAAGGUUAGCCAGCUGUCCUCGUGGAAGCGCGAACGGUACCUCCCCUUCCGCAUCUCGCAGGCGAUCUCGUUCGCGGAUUUCAUCGUAAGCACCUCGCGUCCGACCGACCGCAUCAUCAUCGGCGGCGACUUCAACUGCUCUCAGCGCUCGCUCGAGGUGCAGAUGAUGCUGAUCCUGCUCAAGCGGUGCGGGUACAACAUGCACUCCGUCUUGCCCCCGCCGCGGGCGCUGCGGGAUGCAGCGACGGUGGGGCAGGAGUGCGACGAUGUGCAGCGCUUCUUCACCUAUUCGGACCGCAACGCCUUCAACUCGAUGAAGACGUCGUACUUUAAGCUGCUCAAGCUGGAGGCGGACAUCCCCUCGCAGAUUGAUCACAUUUUCUUCUCUCGUCCAGCCUUCGCGCUGCGCCAGUUUGCCGACUGCCCGGACGUCGCCGAGGGCUACCCGUGCGCCUUGCGAGACGCGCCGAACGGGCUCGUCGUCUUUACCAAAAGUGAGGUUUACGUUCCGCCGCACUCAACGUGGUACGGGUCCCUGUGGCACCAGCUGCUCACCGCCAAGCGCAUGCCACGCGGCGCCAAUGCGACUGGGCAACUAGCGAAGUCGGGGAGCAAGACCGCGUUGUCAACGGAAGAACAGAGUGCGGACGACGCAGCCCACUACUACCCCAUAUCGGACCACUUUGGCGUGGCAGCGUUGCUCGGCAUGCGUGUGGAAACGGUGGGCUCUAGCGCUGAGACAGGCGACGCGGCCGCGUUGGCGCUCACCUCUGACGAGGCGCGGGCUGUCCAGACGGUGGUGGACUUCUUGGAGGACUACGUGUGCAAGCUCCGCUCCCAGGCCAAGACAACGCGCUACAUGGCGGUGUUGUCAGUGCUGUUGGUGGCGGCGAACAUCUGGGUCCUUCGGCAACUGAGCGCGAAGGAGGAGGUUCGCUCAGCGGCGGUACUGGAGCACCUAUACGACAUGGCAGCCGCCACCACCCGCGAUACGGCAAAGGUGGUGCAGCAGGACAAGGGGCUCGAGUCCAUAAAGCAUGGCUUUAACGUGGCGAAGGACUGGGUGAGUAACCAGGCGCACCUGACGCUGCGCAUCGUGAACAAAGUCACUGGAGCAGGCAUCGACGCCUGCGACACACCAGAGGGGUCCAAGCAGCCUGCCGCUAACGUGGCCGAUCCGUCAGAACCGGUGCCGAGGACCGUCCCCGCGUCCACCGCCGCUAGGACUGCCAAGAGGGCCACCACCACACCGGAGGGCGAUGCUGCCGCUUUUGCUGCUGUGCGUCCAGACUUCCGUGCCAUCGCGGAGGCGCUGACGGUGCGUCCAUUGUAUGCCUCCACGUGGGUCUCCUCCGCGUUCAACAUGACCGCCGCCGUUGUGGGCACUGUGUCCUUCGCGAUUGGCGUGUUCCAGCGCGCUGGUAACGCCAAUAUCCUCGAAGAACAAGUGCAUCAGCUGAAGAAGUUGUAG
Molecule: messenger RNA, 1938 nt
Organism: Leishmania mexicana MHOM/GT/2001/U1103
Lineage: Eukaryota; Euglenozoa; Kinetoplastea; Trypanosomatida; Trypanosomatidae
Exons: 1
Coding region: 1-1938 (645 amino acids)
Cellular component (GO): cytoplasm
Molecular function (GO): sphingomyelin phosphodiesterase activity
Source: RefSeq, a predicted model, not a curated record